Molecule: messenger RNA, 2716 nt
Organism: Nomascus leucogenys (northern white-cheeked gibbon)
Lineage: Eukaryota; Metazoa; Chordata; Mammalia; Primates; Hylobatidae
Gene: C3H6orf120
Product: chromosome 3 C6orf120 homolog
Source: RefSeq, a predicted model, not a curated record
CUCCGGCGAGGCUCCAGCCUCGGGUCCGGAUGCUUACGGUGCGGCCCCCUGCGGGAAGUGGUGGUGAGUCCGAGGGUGCCACAGCGGCCCUGCCCCUGCCCCUGGUUGGCGUCGCGCUAGGGGGAGGGAUUAACCCACCCCCUCCUCCCCGGGGCCUCACGCGGGUGGGAAGGGACAGUCCCAGCGACAGACCAGGCGCCUGGACGCGCCGUGGCCCCGCGGGCGGACGGCGGGGACGGGCUCCGGUGCUGAGCGCCUCCCGUGUCCCCAGCAGCACUGACCCACUUGCAGGCCCCGGAGCUGAGCCGCCAGCCAUGGCCGCUCCCCGCGGGAGGGCCGCGCCCUGGACGACGGCCCUGCUGCUGCUCCUAGCUUCGCAGGUCCUGUCUCCGGGAAGCUGCGUGGACGAGGAGGAGGUCCCCGAGGAGUGGGUGCUCCUGCACGUCGUCCAGGAUCAGAUAGGCGCCGGGAACUACAGCUACCUGCGGCUGAACCACGAGGGCAAGAUAGUCCUCAGGAUGCGCAGCCUCAAGGGCGAUGCGGAUCUGUACGUUUCCGCCAGCAGCCUGCACCCCAGCUUCGACGACUACGAGCUGCAGUCGGCCACCUGCGGCCCGGACGCCGUGUCUAUCCCCGCGCACUUCCGGCGCCCAGUGGGCAUCGGCGUCUACGGACACCCCUCCCACUUGGAGAGCGAGUUCGAGAUGAAGGUGUACUACGACGGCACGGUCGAGCAGCACCCGUUCGGCGAGGCCGCCUACCCCGCCGACGGCGCAGAUGCCGGCCAGAAGCACGCUCGUGCACCGGAAGACGCCUCGCAAGAGGAGGAAUCUGUUCUCUGGACGAUAUUAAUUAGCAUUUUGAAACUGGUACUUGAAAUUCUCUUUUGAGUCGUUGACCACGCUCUGGGAUAUAAAACCUUCCAUCUGUGAAGCUGAUUGCAGUUUGCUGUGAACCUUGCUACUUGUACUUGGUUGAAGUUCUAGUUACCUUUUUCUAGUCAAGGGAUGGAAAAAUAAAGCCAUACGCAGUUUUGUUACCUCAGUUACCCCAAAAAUAGCAAGCACAGUUUCUUUUAAAGAUCAAAAUUCCUAUAAAAGGACUGUGCACAAAGUGUUUAGACUCCAUUUUCAUUAGGCAGGUUGACUAAAAAUGAUUGCAGUAACAGGUUUAUAUAUAAAAAAUAGAGCAACCUUUCAUGCUGUGACACAAAUCAAAAGGUUGAUAACUUUGUAAUUUUACUCUGGAGAUUGUAAGCGAAGUUCAAGGUGUAAGUUUUUAAGAGUUACUAAAAUCAAGUUGGAAAUGAUUUAUGUACACUUCCCUGAACCUGGACUAAAGCCUCGUGCCUGUACCCCAAGUAGGGAUGGUACUUUUCUAUACAAAAGGGAUUUCCUGGCAGGCAGGUAUUUACAAACUUUGUUCCUGUACCAGUCCAAUAAUGACAACUCUAAAUCCAACUGCACCAAAUCUUAGUAGGCCAUUUGUCAUACCUAUGAAAAUUCUUUAGUUAUUAAAUAACUGUCAGUGCUACCUAUGGUAGUCCAGAAACAAUGUAGAUUAGGAAGUUUCAUGAAAAUUAACUUUUGGGGCUAUGGAGAAACAAGUGUCUUGUUACUAAACAUUUCCACUGAAUUUUUGGAGCCAAGGUUACUACAAAAUACUUUGGAAGAUGAAUUCUCUACCUGGAGUUAGUUUCGAGAGUAAGCGCAGCUUUUAACACAAAUAACUGCAGAUUUUAAGCUCAUAAUUUGCAAAAAAAAAUUUUUUAUUGGCAUGAAAAUGAAAAUGUUGUAAAUGGCACCAAAUAUUCCACUUAAAUGCAUAUACAGUAUUAGAGUCAAAAACUAUUUUAUCCCUCUUUGCUGUUUUUCCCCCUUCUGCCCACUUUCCUGGGUGUUGGGGGGGCCCGCUGACAACAGUCACAAAUCCAGCGACCUAGGAAAAAAAUUGUUAAUAUAGAAUGAAAAAUUAUCUUUACAGGACUGAAUUUUAAGCCCAUCUAAACUCUUCUUCCUUAGCUAUAACUAAUGAUAUUCCUCUGUGGAUUUUGUGGUGAGAAGGGCACUAUGAGUUCCUUAAUUUAAGGAGAAAAAUGUAAACUUAAUGUAAUCAAUGCCAUGCAAAAUUCAUUGCAAGUCAAGGGGGAUGGGAGAGAUGCAAUGCCAUACAGUGAUACGGACCUUUAAAAAAGUACAAUCUUUCCUGAAAUUCAAACACUAUCAUACUUCAAAACUUCAAUACCUACUUCAAAAGUUCAAAACCCAUUCUGGAAUUUGGCUUUUUUAAGCCUUUUUCUCUCCUGCUCACUGGCAGCUGUGUGUCUUAACAGCAUUCUUUCAAGUCCUGGUGUACUCUGCUGACAGCACUUUAAAACUUUAAGUUUCUAACAGCACAAUGAUAACUUGUACUACAUACUUGAUCUGAAUUACUACAGAAAAAUAAUUAUGUUGCUUGCUCAAUUCCCAGGAAAUCUCGUUGUAGGCAUAUAUUUUGUAAGAGUAUUAUACAGUGUUAACUAUGCAAGUAGGUUCUAAAAUUACACAAUUAUCUGUGUAAUGUUUUAGUCCAAUUACUGUGAUUUAUUCAACUCUGUUCUAAAGUUAUCUGGAAUUGUCAUGCUGCCUCAAUUUACAGAAAUCUAUAAUAGAUUUCUAUAGAAAUGUAUAAAGACAUAGCAGUCAUUUUAAGUUUCUAAAUAGAUAUAAAAAAUAAA